AUGCCUAGCUCGGCGCGAAAAAGUAGUAUCGGAACAUCUCGACGCGCCUCGCAAAAGGGCCACAUUCCUUACCGAGGGGACAAUCCUGAAGUUGGCAAGAAGACAGGCAUUCCCGUGCGCCAUGUCGAGCGCAAGUCUGACGGGUUUGAGCCAUUCGAAGAGGUGAUGCGCCAGGCAGACGGGCGGACACCUCCACGUCCAAAAUCCAAGAAGCAGAAGGCUCAAAAGCUCGUUGCUUUGGAUGAGGAGGAGGAUGGCGAAAUGUCCAUGGAAUUGGACGAUAAUACCAGCACUCCUCUGAACUACUUUAGGAAUGCGCGCCAGCAACCUCUAAGUGCACAUCGCGUUGGGUCGUCUUCCCGUCCUGUGGGACGCCCAUCUCUGGUGGACUACGACCAGCUACCCUCCCCCCGCCGUUUCUCACUGGCGAGCACCUCAGCAGGGCCGUCGCGCUUAUCCCGGUCAUUUGCUGCGAAUGACAAUUUCGACGACGAUGAAGAUGAUGGCGGCGGUGGUUUUGAACACAACCCACCCUUUGAACCUCACGAUCAAGGCGCCUCCGGCAGCGAUGAUGAAUUAGCUCAGCAGUCGCACUCAAGAAACAGUCGCCGUGUGUCAUUCAGUGCGAUGAAUGAGGACAUGGAGGAGGAUGAAGACGACCAACCUAUACAUCCACCCUCAAAUCAUGCUUCGCCUUCACGACGAAAAUCUAAAGGAAAGGGUAAAGCCACGGAGGAAGAUCUAGAGGAAGAUCGCAUGGAGGACUUUGCGCAAGAACUCGAUGACCUGGGUUCCAUGGAGAAUGGCGUUGUCUCCGACAAUGAACAGGAGGAAGAACAACAGAGAAGUCCUGCAGAAAAAGCGAAGAUCAAGCGGGGGAAACAACCUGCUAAGAGAACUAAGAGAGCAGCCGAAGAACCUCGUAGUAGAUCAAGCUCUCCCACUGGUGUGCGAAGGAGUAAACGUUUCCGCUUCCGCCCUUUGGAGUGGUGGCGUCAGGAACGAGUAGUAUAUGGACGACGCGAUUCAACCUCAGGUCCUGUCUUGGUACCACAUAUCAAAGAAGUUAUAACAAUUCCCCAGGAGACGCCUGUGCCGCUAGGGGCGAAGAACAAACGGCGGGGGGCACGGGGUCGUAGUAAAAGCAAGGCCAAUUCGCCGCCGCCACCCGCAAGCAAUCCAGAGGAAGGGUGGGAUGAUGACACGGUUCCCCAUGCGCACGUCGUUGAUUUUGUGACGGGAGAAGAAGUGGAUAGACGCAUAGCGUAUACACCUAGAAUGCUUAACCCCCAGCCAGCGGCCAAUGCAGAUUGGCGGUUCGAGAAAGUUUUCGGAGACGGCGAUUUUAUAGCCUCUGGCGAGUUGAUUAUUCCUCCCGGUUGUCGCAAGCCGAGCAAACCAACCAAGGACAACACCUAUAUGUUUUAUAUCAUCGCGGGUGCUAUCAAUCUACGGAUUCAUAAUUCCAGUCUCAUCCUUGCGACUGGCGCAAUGUUCAUGGUUCCAAGAGGAAAUACUUAUUUUAUCGAGAACAUAAGCCAGCGUGACGUCCGCUUGUUCUUCACCCAAGCUCGCAAGCUAAUAGACGACGAAGAACCCCCUCAGCUACAAGAUCCUCCGUCCGUCGCUUCGAGUAAAGCGAUGCCAGCUGCCCGAUCAUCUAGUGCAGUGCAUCUGUCCCGUCCUCAGCCUACGAAUAGCCUCAAGAGAGCUCAUUCCACACGAGCUUGA
This is a messenger RNA of Pleurotus ostreatus (oyster mushroom), 1731 nucleotides long. RefSeq lists its product as uncharacterized. Gene Ontology annotation, cellular component: kinetochore. Gene Ontology annotation, biological process: attachment of mitotic spindle microtubules to kinetochore; kinetochore assembly; spindle attachment to meiosis I kinetochore. The coding region runs from base 1 to 1731 and encodes 576 amino acids. The record is from RefSeq and is a predicted model, not a curated record. Lineage: Eukaryota; Fungi; Basidiomycota; Agaricomycetes; Agaricales; Pleurotaceae. Gene Ontology annotation, molecular function: centromeric DNA binding. The transcript has 6 exons.